This is a messenger RNA of Pantherophis guttatus, 7022 nucleotides long. It is a transcript of the gene CAMK1D, whose product is annotated as calcium/calmodulin dependent protein kinase ID. Gene Ontology annotation, biological process: protein phosphorylation. The record is from RefSeq and is a predicted model, not a curated record. Gene Ontology annotation, molecular function: ATP binding; protein kinase activity. Lineage: Eukaryota; Metazoa; Chordata; Lepidosauria; Squamata; Colubridae.
UGAGCGAAGCGGAGCCGCAGCAGCCGGAGAAUCGCCCUCCGCUCCGCUCUCACUUUCUCUCCUACACACACUCACACACUCACACACUCCCAGGCACACACACACACACACACACACACACACACACACGGACGGCCACCCAGCCGAGCCAGAGCUCCGCGCGCUUCCCAGGGAAAGUUGAGCGGCGCUGCGAAGGAGAGAAAGGAAAGCCACUUUUCUUUUCUUUUUUUUCCCUUUCCCUUGCUUUUCUCCUUCCUCCUCCUCAAGCCUCCGGGGACGGGAGAAGGGGGGGGGGUGACACGCCUCUCCUCCUCGCCCCCACCCACUCCGCUUCCCUUUGACACCCGAGGAAGCCGAGAGAGAGAGAGAGAGAGAGAGAGAGAAGGAUGGCGUGAAAAGCAAGAGCGGGAAAGAAAGGCGAGAAGACGAGAGGAGAAAGGGAAGGAAGGUAGGAAGGAGACAAGACAGGAGGAGAAAAGGAAGGAAGGAGACAAUACAGGAGGAGAAAAGGAAGGAAGGAAAGAAGGAAGGAAGGAGGAUAGAGAGAGGGAGGAAAGGAGGAAGGAAGGAAGGAAGGAAGGAGGACAGAGAGAGGAAAGGAGGAAGGAAGGAAGGAAGGAAGGAAGGAAGACAGAGAGAGGGAGGAAAGGAGGAAGGAAGGAAGGAAGGAAGGAAGGAAGGAGGACAGAGAGAGGAAAGAAGGAAGGAAGGAAGGAAGGAAGGAAGGAAAGAAAGAAAGAAAGAAAGAAAAGGACCGGGAGACCCUCCAAAUUCAGCCUUAGAGCAGCUCCGGAGCGCCGGCCAGGAAGAAGUCCCCGAAGAAGAGAAAGCAAAAGCCGCCGGCUGCCUCCUCCUCCUCCUCUUCCUCCUCCUCCUCCUCCUCCUUUCCCCGGCUGGCGCCCGCCUCGCCUCGCCCGCCGGCUCCCUCGGCUCCUCCGCCGCUGCCAUGGCCCAGGAGAACGGCGAGGCGCGCGGCUCGUCCUGGAAGAAGCCCGCCGAGGACAUCGGCCGCAUCUUCGCCUUCAAGGAGACCCUGGGGACUGGUGCAUUUUCCGAAGUCGUCCUGGCUGAAAACAGGAGCAGCGGAAAACUGUUUGCAGUGAAGUGCAUCCCCAAGAAGGCCCUGAAAGGGAAGGAAAGCAGCAUAGAAAACGAAAUCGCCGUUCUCCGAAAGAUCAAGCAUGAAAAUAUUGUGGCCCUGGAAGACAUUUACGAGAGUUCAACUCAUCUGUAUCUGGUUAUGCAAUUAGUAUCUGGAGGUGAGCUAUUUGACCGCAUCGUAGAGAAAGGAUUUUAUACUGAAAAGGACGCCAGCACUCUGAUACGACAAGUCUUGGAUGCUGUCUAUUAUCUUCACCGGAUGGGCAUUGUUCACAGAGAUCUCAAGCCUGAAAAUCUAUUAUACUACAGCCAGGAUGAAGACUCUAAAAUCAUGAUCAGUGAUUUUGGAUUGUCCAAAAUGGAAGGGAAAGGAGAUGUCAUGUCCACGGCCUGUGGUACCCCAGGAUACGUCGCUCCUGAAGUCCUUGCCCAGAAACCCUACAGCAAAGCAGUCGACUGCUGGUCCAUUGGAGUGAUCGCCUAUAUUCUGCUCUGUGGCUACCCUCCGUUCUACGACGAAAAUGACUCCAAGCUCUUUGAGCAAAUUCUGAAAGCAGAAUAUGAAUUUGACUCUCCCUAUUGGGACGAUAUCUCUGAAUCUGCUAAAGAUUUUAUUCGGAACCUGAUGGAGAAAGAUCCCAAUAAAAGAUAUACCUGCGAACAGGCUGCCCGUCACCCAUGGAUCGCUGGUGACACAGCCCUCAACAAAAAUAUCCACGAGUCCGUCAGCGCUCAGAUUCGCAAGAACUUUGCGAAAAGCAAAUGGAGACAAGCUUUUAAUGCCACAGCUGUGGUGAGACACAUGCGGAGGUUACACCUUGGCAGCAGUUUGGAUAGCGGUUCCAACAUUAGUGUAUCAAACAACCUUAGUUUGGCCAACCCGCUCCCGGAUGGAGCCCCCAGGAAAGAGUGUAUUCCCUCAUCUACUCCCUGUAGUUUUGCUUCUUCAGCUUCGCCCGGUAUUUCUGCUGGAGGAGAGAGGAGGCCCAGACAGACCACGAUAACCACAACGACAAUACACACAGGGACCAAGUGAUCCAAAGGUCACCCCCAUGAUCCCACCCACAAGGAAGAUGUCAGAGAUGGGAGAAAAGAACCAUCUCGGUGCCCAAACAGGCAGGGAGGCAAACUUUCUCCCAGGUGAUUUCAUCCUGCAUUGCAAACACAUCGAAGCAUUAGAAGAAUAGAAGGAUUUCAAACACUCACACACAAAUAAAUGGCCAUAUUUUAUACCGCGAUUCUGAAAAGUUGCAUUCGUCGCGAGCGGAAGGGACUUCAGGAAGAUGGAGAUGGGAGCAGCACCUGGUUCUGGUUCCAGGAAUCCAAAAUGUUCUGACUUAGGUUGGACCUGUUGUUAGUUCCUCAAUGAUUUAACUCUGUUCUCAGUGUUAACCAGCUUUUUGUUUAAUCAUUAACGAAAUAGUUCAACUGGAUGAUUUAGAGUAAUUUCAAACAUUAUUAUUAUUAUUUUUCUGUUGUAUUUUUGUAUUUUUAGCUUUGUUGGGGGGUGGUUUUUUUCCUCUUUUUUUUUCCUCUCCAAAAGUAGAGAAUACAAAGAAGUAUUCAUGCAUUAAUCUUUUAAAUCAGGAAGGAUUUCGCGGCGUGUUUUAUAUGUACAUAUAUGUACAUAUUUUUUUCUUAACUCCAUAACUCUGGACUGCAGACUUGUCUGGAUCUCGCAGUGACAUCGAAAACGAACUCUUUUUGCAUCCUAUUUUGUCAAGAAAAUGGGAACAGGCUCCCAUUUCCUUCCAGUCCCACCAACGGAAGGGGAAGGUUUCAUGGGUUGGGUGUAAGAAUAAGAUUCUGUGCUAAUCACAGUUAUAAUGUUUUAUUCUCUGUUUGUAUUCGCAUCAGACUCAUCUUCACGGGCUCCAAAAUGGGGCUUUAAGAAUUUCCCUGUGGUUUUUUCCCCUUUUCAAUUAAACUGAGGAGUUGGGAGAAAAAAAAACACCUUACAAAAACUUUAUUAUGGCCAAAGACCAGCAUAUUCUAUACGGUGUAAAAAGGAUAUGGAAGUAUAAAGUGACAGUAUAAAAAGCAAAGAAUGAAACGGUGUGGGACUGGGGAAAUUCAUAAAUAUAGCAGAAUAGAUACGUCAGGAAAUCAAUGUGCUGUAAAAGGCUUUCUAGUAAAAUAUGGAAUAGUUUGUUUUAAAUCGAGUUUCCUAAGCAAAGGAGCUGGAUAAGCUUUCACCCAGGCAAAAUGUAAUUUUUGUCCCCAUGAAUUACAAUUAGAAAAGGUGUGCAUUUUUUUCCCCAGUACAGUCAUUUGCAGUAAGCUGUGGAGUGAUUGCUGAGUCUGUUUCUUCCAGAAAUGUUGGGCAAUUGUGAUCUUAAAAUCCACCUUGCAUUGAAAUAUGACCUUCCCAGCCAGGCACAAAAAUGCAUCUGAUUUUUUUCCAUUGUGGUUUCCUUAAGACUCAAAUAUACCGCUUUGCAAAUCUGGAAAGAAAUUGCUGGCGUGAGGCACUCGGAAUAAAGGUGGAUUUUGCUAGAAGUCUUUCUGUCAAAGACUAGGUCCGGGAUUUAAAAUGAGAAGGAGGAAAUCCUUUUUAUGUUGUCUUGAUUUAGCUCAAAUGGAUCCACAAUCAAGAAGAAGAAUUUGACGCCCAACCGCCAGUCUGAAUUCUCUCCAGCCAUUCUUGAGCCACGGGAAAAAAAACUAUAAUAAUUUUGACAGAUGUCUAUGGAGAUUCUCCGUCAUCCAGGUCAUGGUUGUCCAAAGGUGCUUUUUCAAGGGGGAACUGAGCUUCCUUGGUUUUUCUUUGAAGACGUUUCACUUCUCCUCCAAGGAGCUUCAGAACUGAAGAGGCUUCUUGGAUGAGAAGCGAAAUGUCUUCAAAGAAAAGAAAACCCAGAAAGUCCAGUUGCCUCUUGAAAAAGCAUCUUUGGGACAAUAAUUUUGACACAAAAUUUAGAUCUUUCCUAUCCCGUUUCUUGGAAUUCUCUUCUUAAACUAUAGGUGUAGGGUCUAACACCUCUCCACAGAUUGACAUAUGCACCGGUUCAAAACGAGGAAGAAAAUACUACUUUAACGGCAGAGACCGUGUUACUGGAGUCCAUAAUACUUCAAAACCGCUGGUUCUGGAUUGAAAGCUCAAACCAAAACAGAUGUAAACAUCUGUUGCUGCGCUGUGAAUUUUAAGCCAUGGGUAAAGGCACCAGCAGAAUCCUGUCUUCUGAAAAUACAGUAUAUGGCUUAGGUUAAUUUCCAGGACGUACAUUUGAAUAUUUAGAUCAGUCUAUGCGGUUUUAAUUCCAGUGCCAUCCCCAUGAAAAAACUUGGAAAAAUGUCCCUUUCUCUUGCAGAUUUUGCCUGUCUGAUUAAAAAAAGACUGGUUAAUAAAAUCAUCUACAUGAUGCAAGAAUAUAAACCAAUAGCACAGGAUAAAGCGACAGUCAGAAAAACACUGUGAGAAAAACUGUGAGAAAAACACUGAUAUGCUUACGUCCUUCCCAUUAAAAUCAAUAGAAAUGCUUAAUUUGGGCUGGACCCCAUGGCUGAUGGCCAGAAUUAACUCCUAACAGUGUUUCUCUCUCCCUUAUUCCUUUCUCUUGUCUCAUUUUUCCCUUUAUUCCGAGGCUUUACAAUAUAAAGCCUGUCCAGACUAGCAGACUUGAUGAUGUUACCUAGUUGGGUCAUGAAAUGUCUGUAGGGAAAUAACCAAGCUUGGAGAGCAACAAGGAUCUCUCAUUUCAACCCUGAGCUACAAUAAUAAUUUGGUAGGACUAGAAAAACCAUGUAACAAAGGAGAAUCACUGUUCUAUUUUAUUUCAAUCUGGGGGGAAAAAAUUCACCGAUGCUCCUAUUUUUCAUAAAUCAAAUAUUUUUUCAAUCAAGGCAAAUGUUUUUUUUAAAACAUCUAUUUUAGUAAUGAGAAGUUUGAAAAGUACCCAUUCUAAAUCUCAGAGUCCCGGCCCCUGAUCUUCAUGCCUGGUUUUGUUUCAUCUUAGAUUGCAGGUAGUUUUAGAAUCAUUAUGUCAUUCAUCAUUUUUUUUAAAAAAAAAAUGCAAAGUUUUGAAAAGGGUCUCUAGGUUACAGAAGAGGGGAAAAUAGAUUCUAUUUUUAUCUUUUAAAAAAUAAUAAUAAUAAACCGAUACAUGCCUACUAAGGGCAGUACAUUUAUCUAUAGAAACAUUUUUAAAAAAAAAGAGAGUUUAUUAUUUUCUUGAUGGGAAAACAAUAUAGUUCUGGUUUUGUGUGAGGUUUUCAAUUUUUUUUUCCCCACCCAAAUUGAGGAAUGGUGGGAAACAGAUCCGGGAAGCCAAGCCUUGGUACAGAAUUGGGAAUUGUUGCUUGGAAGAAUUAACAACUCCGAGAUGUUGAAGGGGAAAAAAAAUGCAUGAAACUGCACUGCAUGUUUUAAUGAUUGAGCUUGCUUUCCCAAUCUUUGCCUUUGUAUGAAAACACCUUCCGAAUCCGAAGGCUUUCUCUCCAUCUCUUAAAUCUGAUUUUUUUUUUUUUUUUGUAAAACGUAUCUCAUUCUAUAUAACUUCUGAGUCAUGGCUUACUCACGAAAGUGGAAAAGCUAACCAAGUAAGGAUUAAGGAAGUUUCAAAUGUUGCUUUGCUAGGAAGAUCAGAAAGCAUGAACAAAAAAACACCUUGAAAUUCCAUCUUUCCUCUUGUGGGACACAGAAUUGGAAAUUGUCUAAGUUCUCGUCAUGUUAUACAGGAGAGGAUUGUAUUCCAAUAGCAAAAAUGAUGGAGGAGAACUUCUUUUAUCUACCUAUGCAUUGCAUCCAUUUAUGCUUUUGGGAAGAAAGAAAAAGGAAAGUUCCAUUAAAUAUUACAUAAUCCUCUGCAACAGGAUGUUUCCACAGGAAUUUCUUGGCAGAGGUCAGUGAGAAGUUUGAAAGCUAGAGUUUGAAAGCUGGGAGGUAUAGAUAGAAGCCUAUUUCUAAUUUUUCCCAUGGCUGCAGUGAGUUGGCGGAGGCACAUUGUCCCAUUCCGUGAAUUGUAGAAGUGCACCCUAGGCAAAGUAAAAAAAAUACUUGCAAACGAAGAUGUUUAAGUCACACUGAAAUUAAUUAUUUUUCUGACAAAACCUUACGGGUACAUAAUUGGGGAAAAAAAAGCCCAUUCGGAUUCCAUGAGACUUGCUCCUCUGUAAGUAAGUUUAGUUUUGUAGCCUUAAGCUUUCUGGAUGCUUUGGGCUGUGAGAUCCGGCGGCAACCAAAUAGGAAUGACAUAUAUUGUUGAUUAUUUUGUGUGUUCUCUAUUCCCUAUUGCAAUGUACUUUCAAGACUCAUUCAAUGGCCUGGGUAAGACUUUGGAUGUAUAUUUUCAAGCCGAGCUACUAUUGUUACAUGUGACCGAUUGCUUGUGACUGAAGCGGACUGAAGACUUUUGUUCCUUAAUGAAAUCCAGCCUUUUAUGUACAUUUUAUUCAUUUGGGUUGUUUUAUUUGUUUAUUUGUUUUUUUAAAAAAAGCUUGGUUUUACUCGGAUCCAAAUCUGGAACGGUUCUUAAACAUGGCAUUUAAUGGCAAAACAUCUCAUUCUUACUUUUAUUUUUACAACAAACAACAAAAAAAAAGUGAGCAUGUUUUUUUUUAAAAAAAAUGUUUUUAAAAAGUCCAUUAAAAAAGGGGAAAAAAUUUUUCCUUGCAAACUUGCAAAUUUAAUCCAGGAAUGUUCGAUGUGCCUGUUAUUAUAAGUCUUGUAAUCAAUUCAGUUCCAUAAAAACCAUCUUUGAGAAGGGCAACGUGUAUUUACUCAGUGCAUGUAAACAAGGCAUAGCAAAAUGUUUAACCCGCCUAAGGAGUUUGCGAUGUUACAAAUCGUUCAUGGGGCUGUGUUGCAAAUUAUUCUCUGCCUUGACAAUCAUGUAUACAGUACUUAGCGAGAUUUCUAUCAUAAAGAUUAUUUAAGGGAUAUAGAGAAUAAUUUUCCUCCAAUAAAUGAAAUGAAACUGGAA